AUGACGUCCACAGACUCUGUCGUCACGACUUCCUAUCUUCUAGGUAACCUUCACUGCCCGACUUGCGUUACCUUAAUACGCUCCCUCUUACACGAUACCUUUGGCGACAAUGUGCUAUGGGUUUCUCCAAACCUCGUUACCUCUGUCGUCACCAUCGAGCACAAAGAAAACUCCCCGGCGUCUGUCCAUAGUAUGCAAAGAGUUCUUCAAGAUGCCGGUUUCGAAGUUUGCGGCCUCAACACCACUGCAAACUUUGCGAAUGAUCUCUAUCGCACAUCUCAGGUUCAUGGGGAAAGCAGCCGUGUCGCCGAAGACUCAGAUGGAUGGCUAAAUUCCUUCUUUCAUUUCUGGCGCCCGCAAGUCUCACCGUUGGCUUUGGAGGCAGCUCGUGCAGCUCACCUUGAGAACUGCGAAGCAUGCAAAUCGGAGGAGGCCCCUCAGAGGCUGUCACCAUCAGAUGAUAAGCGACAGCUGGUGCGAGUCUCUUCUACCAUCUCCGAUGCCCCAACAAGGCGCUCAUCCAUGCCCUAUCCUAUGCAGCAAGUUGUCACAGAUACGGCACCAACCUCGAGGUGGCGAGUAUCACUCUCUGUCGGCGGCAUGACAUGUGCUGUAUGUGUCAACACAAUCACUCAGGAGCUUGAGAAAUAUCCCUGGAUCACAAAAGUAGCUGUCAACCUUGUGGCCAAUAGCGCAACCGUCGAAUACACCGGUGCGGACCGGGCCCAGGAGAUUGCCGAUGCUAUCGAGGAUCUGGGGUAUGAGGCUGCAAUUGAUCAAGUGGUCAAUUUGGAAGAAGAGCAGAAGGUGUCGAUCAACGAGCGUGAGGUCGAGGUUCGUGUUGAUGGUAUCUUCUGCCCGCGAUGCCCAGAACGAAUCAUUACAACCCUCAAGAGUCUUGCCCCUGAUCGACUACAAAUCUUCCAGGAACCUACCAUUGAGAAUCCUAUACUAAGACUUCGGUAUGCUCCUGAGGCUCCUAGCUUUACCAUCAGACACGUUUUACGAGCCAUUGAAGCGGCCGAUGAGUCUCUCAAAGCAUCUAUCUAUCACCCUCCAACCCUCGAGGAGCGGUCGCGAAUCAUCAGAGCCAAACAUCAGAGAGCUCUGUUGUACCGUGAAAUCCUUACCAUUAUAUUCGCCAUACCUACUUUCGUUCUUGGUAUAGUCUAUAUGAGCUUAUUGCCUGAUUCUAACCACGGAAAGAUGUUCCUCAUGAAACCUUGGGUUUCUGGACUCAGCCGCCUCGACAUUGCUCUUUUCAUCCUCGCUACCCCAGUCUACUUCUUUGCCGCCGAUGUGUUUCAUAUCCGCGCAAUUAAAGAAGUCCGAACAAUGUGGCGCUCGGGAAGCCGCAUGCCUGUCGUGCAACGUUUCUAUCGGUUUGGCAGCAUGAACAUGCUUGUUUCGUUGGGAACCAGCAUCGCCUAUCUAUCUUCGGUCGCACAGAUGAUUGCCGCUGGAGCAUCUAGAAGAAACCACCAUGGAUCUGGAGCAGAGAUGUAUUUUGACUCAGUCGUCUUCUUGACUCUGUUUCUCCUUGCGGGCAGACUCAUCGAAGCUUACAGCAGAUCCAAGACCGGCGAUGCAGUGGAGAUGCUGGGAAAGCUUCGGCCAACAAUAGCUCUUCUCGUAGAGGAGGAUAAGACGGGAAGCCAAGUUACUAGGACUGUACCUGUUGAUCAGCUUGACUCUGGAGAUACGAUUCGCGUCCCUCAGGGUGCAUCUCCGGCUGCUGAUGGCAUCCUUGUUGGUGGAGAGACCAGCUUUGAUGAGUCGAGUCUCACUGGCGAGUCACGCCUCGUCAAGAAAGCAGAGGGUGAUCUGGUCUUUGCUGGAACCAUAAACAAGGCAGCUGCUAUCACUGCACGUGUCACUGGUGCCUCUGGAAGAUCAAUGCUCGACCAAAUUGUUCAAGUUGUUCGGGAAGGUCAAACGAAACGAGCACCUAUAGAGCAGAUUGCCGACCUCUUGACCACGUAUUUUGUACCCGUCAUCACGCUCAUUGCAGUACUCACCUGGGUUAUCUGGAUGGUAGUUGGUUUUGCUGGCAUUGUUCCGGAUCAUGAGGAGACUUCUUCUGGCGGCUGGGUUGUCUUUGCCCUCCAGUUCGCCAUUGCCGUAUUUGUCGUCGCAUGCCCCUGCGGUCUUGCACUUGCAGCACCUACAGCCAUCUUUGUAGGCGGAGGCAUCGCGGCUAAGCACGGUAUUCUUGCCAAAGGUGGUGGUGAAGCGUUUGAGAAGGCGAGCAAGAUUGAUUGCGUCGUGUUUGAUAAGACGGGUACCCUCACUGAGGGCGGGGAGCCACAGAUUACUGAAUCCGUCCUCUUCCCAGACACUGAAACGGCCGAAGAAGAACUCCAGGUUCUCCUUUCAGCGCUCAAGGCCGUUGAGGAAAACAGCAGUCAUCCCAUCGCGAGGGCGAUUGUUUCAUUCUGUGGCGAUGCUGCAGCUACCAGUGUCGAUGGCUUGGAGGAGCUGGCCGGGAGAGGUAUGAAAGCCUCAUUCAAGGGCGUCGACAACCAAGCAAUGGACAUGGUUGUGGGCAACGAACUUCUCAUGCGAGACUUUUCGAUCACGCUAUCGCCGCACAUCUGCUCUCUCCUUGAAACUUGGAAAACUGAAGCCAAGUCUGUUGCGCUAGUGGCCACGAAGCCAUCGUCCGCAGGAUCAUGGACACUGGCUGCGGCACUCUCCAUCUCUGACCCAAUCCGACGGGAGACCAUUCCUGUCAUCAAAGCUCUUCUCUCCCGUAGUAUUCAAGUUUGGAUGUUGUCCGGUGACAACGUCACAACGGCCCGCGCGGUGGCGCAGCGUGUAGGGAUCCCCUCAUCUAAUGUCCUAGCUGAGGUCCUCCCUUCGGACAAGGCAGCUAAGAUCUCAUCGCUCCAAGCCUCUCUCCACGCAAGCGGCUCAACAACCAGACGCGCAACUAUCGCUAUGGUCGGCGACGGAAUCAAUGACUCCCCCGCACUCACAACAGCCGAUGUGGGCAUCGCCAUAGGAACGGGAAGCGACGUGGCCAUUAGCAGCGCAGCCUUUGUUCUCGCAACGUCGCAGCUGACGGCUAUAGUCACGCUCUUGGACCUCAGCCGCGCCGUGUUUCGACGGAUUCGUAUCAACUUUGCGUGGGCCCUUGUGUAUAACAUGCUUGCCGUGCCCGUUGCGGCUGGGUGUUUCUAUCCGAUAGUGACUUCAGGCGGAGAACAUGUCAAGCUGGAUCCCGUGUGGGCAGCUCUCGCGAUGGCAUUGUCAAGCAUCAGCGUAGUAUUGAGCAGUUUAAGCCUGCGGGCUCGGAUUCCCGGUGUCGGAUUUCGGUACUGCAAGGUUGAAAUGGAUGAGGAAUAA
This is a messenger RNA of Fusarium sp. VM40, 3348 nucleotides long. Lineage: Eukaryota; Fungi; Ascomycota; Sordariomycetes; Hypocreales; Nectriaceae. The record is from the annotation of a GenBank genome assembly.